AUGAAGUUUCAAGGGAAAAACUGCUUCAUAUUGCUUCUAUUGUUCAUCACUCUUGAUCGAGCCUGUUCUCAAACCUCUGCUGCUGAUUGCAUCCUUGGAAUUCAGUCUUCUACAUCUUUGAAUAACAAUAAUAGCUCUGAUUGUGAAUUGCACAGCUGGGGAGGUUUUAUAAAUAGCUGUUGUGAUGGAUUAGAUUUCAAUGCUUACCUUUAUGCAUCAGGGAUGUAUGCCAACCAAUCUGGAAAAAUAUACUUGAAUUCCUCGGAGCAAGAAACUUGCCUUGCCUCAAUGAAUAUUAAAGGAUGUGGGGUGGAGAAGCUAAGGACUGGAGCUGGUGGUUGCUCUGACUUGUCUGUCAUAGAUGUUAUGGACAAACUUGGAGAGAAGUUGAGAAGAUUAGAUGAAGAUUGUAUGGCUUUGAGCAAGGCUGGUAGAGAAAAAGAGACUUGUACGGCAUGCUUAAGAAGGUGGGAGGAGAUUAGUGCAAUAUCAAUUGGUAAAAAGGAGUCAGGCUCAGCAGAUUUUGAUGCUAAUAUUUGUAGAUUUGCAGUACUAAUCUCACUUACAAGCAUCAGACUUUAUGAUAGGGACUCGAUUCAAGCAGUUUAUGAAUGCCUUGGAACCUACAGCCUUUCAGCAGGUAAGCAAAUAGGCAAAACCGAUGGCAGUUCUAAGCUCAUCCCAGGUCUCUGGAUAUUACCUUUUGGCAUAAUUGGAAUCGUAGUCCUAGGGUUUCUUGCAGUAUGUAUCUUGAAUAGAAGAAGAAGAACUAUUAGUUCUCCAACGAAACAAGAAGAGGCAGAGGAUUCGAGCUCUCUUAAGAUAACCAUCAAGGAAGUUUAUAUGGCGACCAACAAUCUUAAUGCUUCAAAUUAUAUUGGUCAAGGCAUUGCUGGAAAAGUGUACAAAGGUCUACUUUCCAACGGUCAGCAUGUAGCCAUCAAGCAUAUUAUGGGUGAAGCGUACCUGGAGACAUUUGUUAGAGAAGUGAGAAGCCUUUCUCAUGUCAGACAUCAGAACUUGGUAUCUUUGGCCGGAUACUGUGACAGCGAGGGUGAAUGCUUCCUAGUGUAUGAGCUAUGCCACGAAGGAAACCUCUCAGAUUGGCUGUUUGACAAGGAUAAAGUUCUUUCAUGGAUUCAGAGACUUAAGAUUGCAGUUGAUUGUGCAAGAGGUCUAAUGUUUCUCCACACUUAUCCAGGUGGCUGCAUCAUUCAUCGUGACAUUAAGCCAUCAAACAUUCUAAUUGACACCAACAUGCAAGCAAAGCUUUCAGACUUUGGAUUGUCCAAGGUAAUGGACCUCGACCAAUCGUUUGUGAGCUCUGAGGUGAGAGGAACAUUAGGUUACAUUGAUCCUGAAUACCGGAAAAACCGCCAUGUAAAAGCCUCCGGAGAUGUCUACAGUUUUGGAAUCGUAUUGCUGCAACUUCUUUCAGGACAGAAGGUCAUUGACUUCAAUUUCCGGAGACCAAUGUCCCUAGAUAAAAUGGUGAGAACCUAA
Neltuma alba is the source of this 1503-nucleotide messenger RNA. Its product is annotated as receptor-like protein kinase HERK 1. The record is from RefSeq and is a predicted model, not a curated record. Gene Ontology annotation, cellular component: membrane. The transcript has 7 exons. Gene Ontology annotation, molecular function: protein kinase activity; ATP binding. Gene Ontology annotation, biological process: protein phosphorylation. Bases 1 to 1503 code for a protein of 500 amino acids. NCBI's taxonomy places the organism in Eukaryota, Viridiplantae, Streptophyta, Magnoliopsida, Fabales, Fabaceae.